Colletotrichum scovillei is the source of this 1083-nucleotide messenger RNA. RefSeq lists its product as uncharacterized. The transcript is spliced from 3 exons. The record is from RefSeq and is a predicted model, not a curated record. The coding region runs from base 246 to 587 and encodes 113 amino acids. NCBI's taxonomy places the organism in Eukaryota, Fungi, Ascomycota, Sordariomycetes, Glomerellales, Glomerellaceae.
CAGAGCACCGACCCGACCGACCUCAUCGAACCUGGUCUACGCCAUCUCCAAACCCCAUAACUUCCACCACCACCACCACAAAACACAACAUCAUCAGCACGCAAGCCGACCGAGCUCCAUUCCCUCCUCAUUUCCACACUCCGCGUCCAAUUCCGACCGGGUCGCCUUCCAUUUCCUCCCGCCGACAGAGCAUCCAUCCUCCCUCUCUAGCCGAGCUCCACGCACGACAUCACCCGAAAACCACAAUGGCCUCCCGCAUCGUCACCCGCGCCCUCCCCCGCGCCUCCGGCCUCCCUCUCCGCGCCGCCCGCAACUUUCAGACCUCAUCUCCCCUGCGCGACGCCGUCGCCGCGCCCCUGCCGGCCCGGAAACCCGUCGGUGCUUUCCGUGGAGGUCUGUUCGGUUUCUUCCUCGGCAGCUCCCUCGCCGGCGCCGGUGUCUACUCCUACAUCCUCCAAGAAUACAAGACCUCCAACGAGCUCCUGACAGAGGACAUUUACGCACUCCAAGCCGCCGUCCAGCGCGUGACCAAGUACGUUGAGGUAUUGGAAGAGAAGAUGGACGCCAUCGAGCGCAAGAGGAAGUAAACAGAGAUGUCGCAACGUUGAAAAGGGGAACAAGGAGGAUGCGAGUGUAACGAGGACGCGAGAUGCCGAGGGGCACGCCGUGGUAAUGGACGGUGAGGUUUUUCGAGGCGAAGUCAGCACAAAAAAAGCAGCACAGCACAAUGGUUACGACCGGAAAUUUUCCAAACAACGUCCGAUUUCUUACUCUUUCCUGCGUGAGGUUCCUUCGAUUCAGUGGUAUGGUUUAUGAAUCGUGUCGUGGAGAUCGAGGUCGAAGAGCUCGUGUAUAUCAAAGACUGUAAUAAUAUGCUUACAAGGCGUGGGAGUUUCUGCAAGGACGUGUCUAAAGUGUCCCCCCAAGAGUGACUUCUCUUUACAGUCCGAGUCGUGUUCACUCAGCCGCUCUCGCUCAAGCUCAAGGCACGACCGAGACAGCCACCCGAGCUUACGGCAGCCAAGAAUCUGAGAAUGGCCAUUUCGAGGAGCGACAUUUCCAUGAUGUUGUUGGCUCACCUCU